AUGUUCAGAUAUCCACGAUUUAUUUAAUCGGAGGCAAAAUCAAACAUAGGUUCACUACAUUUACCAACAGUUUUUAAAAAUUGGACGUUUGAACAUCUCCCAAUGGGCUAUUAAAUCGGAUUAUACGUAUCUCAAAGGCACCCCACACUUUAAAUGCCAGAAGGGCAUUCCUCUCUUUCCCUAUAUAAAAAUAUUUUUUUAAAAAUACUAGGCCAUUAAAAAAGAGACUCUCUAAAAAAAAAAUAAAUAACAUUAAACAUAUGUCAAAUAAAGACAAAAAAAUCUUAAAAAAAACAAAACAAAUAAAUCUAAGCCGCAUAAAGGCAAAAACAUUAAAAAAACAAACCAUCUUAUAAAAAAACACAUAAAACAAACAAACACAUACAAAUAAAUAAAAACAAAACAGAAUUAAAAAACACAAGCAUCUAAACAAACUAAGCAAAGAUAAACAAAACAAAACAAAAGAUAAAAGCAAACCAAAAACUAAACACAAUAGCAAAACAAAUACUAAACAUAAAACAUGAAAAAAUAAAAGCAAAACAAAUCACAAGAUUAUAGCAAAAUGCUAUAUUCAUAAGCAAAACAAAUACUAAAGAAAAUAGCAACAAAUAAAUUAAUCAAUAAAACAAACAAACAAACAAAAUAUUAGAAUGA
Messenger RNA from Tetrahymena thermophila SB210, 654 nucleotides. RefSeq lists its product as hypothetical. The transcript has a single exon. NCBI's taxonomy places the organism in Eukaryota, Ciliophora, Oligohymenophorea, Hymenostomatida, Tetrahymenidae. The record is from RefSeq and is a predicted model, not a curated record.